Saprolegnia parasitica CBS 223.65 is the source of this 816-nucleotide messenger RNA. RefSeq lists its product as hypothetical. The record is from RefSeq and is a predicted model, not a curated record. The transcript has 4 exons. Lineage: Eukaryota; Oomycota; Saprolegniomycetes; Saprolegniales; Saprolegniaceae. The coding region runs from base 1 to 816 and encodes 271 amino acids.
AUGAACGUCGCGCGGCUACUUGGCCUCGUGCAUCUUGUCCUCGCGUCGGCAGACGCUGCUGCUACCUGCUUGGCCAGUGGAACGAGUGCAGCUUUGACGUCAGCACGGUACCCGCUGUCGUUUUGCCCGUUCACGCAAGCCCGAUGCUGCCUUCCUGCGCACGACCAAGCCAUCCUCGCUCAAUUCUUACAACUCAUUUCGGCAGGCGCAUCGUGUGCCGAGACGCUGAACCCGGCCAAGACGAGCCUCGCGCGCGUCAUGUGUGCGGCCUGCAAUCCAUUUUCUCCGCAGUUUCUCUCCCCACCCGUCAGCGCUUCGUUCUUUACGACAGCCAAGACAUUCAAAGUGUGCAGUCGGCUGGCGACCCUUGCCGCGCCCGCCAACUUUGAUUCGUGCGGAUUGAACCAACUGGUUUACCGCGGCUCGGUGUGCUCGCCCAACAACCCUGCGACGUCGCAAACAUGGUCGGCGUGCUCGACUGGCGCGUACGUGUGUCAGAGCGCCAUGACGCAGACCUUCUACUGCCAGCCGACGCCGUGCAUCGCCAUGGACGUCCCAACUGGUUUUGCCAACGCCCCGUGCGAUGCGGCCGAGAACACGUGCAGCUCGGCCUUCCUUUUCCUCAACGACAACGGCGCCGCUAAGCCCGUCUUUUACGAAAAGUACCCCGUCGAGAUCGUCGACGCAGCGAACGGGUCGUGCUUGGAUGCGGACGACUCGCUACUGUUGCUGGCCACAGCGGCGAGCCCCAGUGCCCAUCGCGAUGCACUCACAAGCCUUGUGUGGAUCGUCGUACUCUAUUUUGUAGCGUUCUAG